AUGACUGAUUGUGCUUUUGGUAUAGCCGGUAAAGAUUGGGUUAUUAUUGCUGCGGAUUCCCAUGUAGAACAAUCUAUCGUUAAGUUUAAGACUACUGAGGAUAAGAUAUAUGAGAUGGAUAAUAAUAAGUUAGUAGCAGCUGCUGGACCACAGGCUGAUAGUAGUCAGUUUUUGGAGUUCAUAUCUCGUAAUGUGGAACUAUAUGCAUUAGUUAAUGGUAUACAAUUAACUACUCAUGCAUUGGCUAGUUUUACUAGGAAUGAACUAGCUGAUGCAUUAAGGAAAGGUCCUUAUCAAGUUAAUAUGUUAAUUGGUGGAUAUGAUGAUAAAGAUGGAAGUAAUAAUUAG
Molecule: messenger RNA, 348 nt
Organism: Perkinsus marinus ATCC 50983
Lineage: Eukaryota; Perkinsozoa; Perkinsida; Perkinsidae
Product: proteasome subunit beta type 2, putative
Exons: 3
Coding region: 1-348 (115 amino acids)
Cellular component (GO): cytosol; nucleus; proteasome core complex
Molecular function (GO): peptidase activity
Source: RefSeq, a predicted model, not a curated record